Messenger RNA from Centruroides sculpturatus (bark scorpion), 1170 nucleotides. Its product is annotated as cuticle protein 16.8-like. The transcript is spliced from 3 exons. Gene Ontology annotation, cellular component: chitin-based extracellular matrix. Gene Ontology annotation, molecular function: structural constituent of chitin-based larval cuticle. The record is from RefSeq and is a predicted model, not a curated record. Lineage: Eukaryota; Metazoa; Arthropoda; Arachnida; Scorpiones; Buthidae. Bases 258 to 977 code for a protein of 239 amino acids.
UACUAGCUGCAAGCUAUUGGUUGAGUUCCGGCGGUAAAAAGACCCAACUAUCCAAUACCUAUACUGAUUUGAAUACGGAGACAAGUUUUUAUAAAAAUAAGUUUAAAAAAUAAUAUCUCGGCUUUUAUCUUACGGGUCAAUCAUAAGAUCAUAGGGUGCCGUUGAGAGAAAAAUCGUAUAAAUACUCAGCAGCGUUAGGUUCGAGUCACACUCAGUUCACUCCUGAACAAAUAUCUCCUACCAUUACAAUCCUAAACAUGAUUGGAAAGCUCACCGUAUUGUUUGCCACCUUGGCCUGCUGCUCGGCCAUUGAUUAUUUCAGACCGGAGCCAUAUGCUUUCGGAUAUGAUAUCAAGGAUCCAUUGAGCGGUCUUAAAUAUCGUCACGAGAAGAGCGAUGGCAAAGGACACGUUAAGGGAAGUUACGGAUACACCGAUCCAUUUGGAAUCUUCAGAGUUGUCGACUACGUUGCCGAUCAUUUCGGAUACAGGGCCAAGAUCCGUACCAACGAACCAGGCACCGCCAACCAAAACCCAGCUUUCGUAGAUAUCUAUUCUAAGGGAGGUAACUUCGUACCACUUCUGUCCAUCGGAGGAAAGGGAGGUUACGGAGUUCACCACGGACCCGGCCCAUUGCUCCACCGUGGCGUCCUCACCGGAGCCAAGAGUGGUCUUCACUCCGCACUCCACGCUAAGGCCGUCCACGCUCCACACCACUUCGGAGCCAUCGGUUUACCCACAGCUGUUCACGCUUCCAAAAUAGCAGCUCCAGCAGCAGCAGGUGCAGCAGCAGGUGCAGCCGCCGGUGGUGCAGCAGGAGCUAAAGCAGCUGCCGCUCAGAAGGCUCUCUCCGGUUUUGCUGGCACUCCCCUUGCGGCUCUACUGGGUCAAGGAGGAAAGAUCGGACAAAUCGGACAAGUCGGACAAAUUGCGCCCAUUGCUCCAAUUGCGCCCAUCUCUCCCGUCCAUUUCGGUUAAGUAGAAUAACCACGUAAAGACUGUAUCUAUAAUUUCACUGUAAUGUGUCCGUGACAUAUGUGAUGUGUUCGUCAUUUGUUAUAUUGUUUGCGUGAUCCCCGUUAUAAAAAGACAGCAGUGUUGUCACACAACAUUGAUUCUGUCUCAAAUUGUACGAUAGAUAUGUGUUGAAACUAUUUUGUUCGGUUCUUGU